Messenger RNA from Astyanax mexicanus (Mexican tetra), 6893 nucleotides. It is a transcript of the gene sh3rf1, whose product is annotated as SH3 domain containing ring finger 1. Gene Ontology annotation, molecular function: protein binding. The record is from RefSeq and is a predicted model, not a curated record. NCBI's taxonomy places the organism in Eukaryota, Metazoa, Chordata, Actinopteri, Characiformes, Acestrorhamphidae. The transcript has 12 exons. The coding region runs from base 497 to 3151 and encodes 884 amino acids.
CGGGGUCUGGAUCCUCCUGCUUGUUCCUCGGUCAGUAGAGGAGUCUCGCUGAGUUGGCUCGUGUCUCCGGGUGGAAGACAACAGGAAAACGGGCUGUUUUUGAUGGUAAAGACUCAGAGGAGAGCCUGUGAAGUGAGUUUGUGUCUCAGAGCAGGGAACGGAGAUUUCGUGGACGCUUUUCUGAGCCACUUUCCCUCAGUUCUGAAGGAACUAGUGCAGGAACAGUUUUGUGGGUGAGGAGGAGGAGAAGGAGGAGCAGCGAGCUGCGGACGGGAGGAGGCCGUGUUCAAGUGGCUGCUGGUGAUGUGACCAUGAGCGCGGCAUGGGAGUGACGUGACAAAAGGGGUGGAUCUGUCUCUGGCUCUGUCUUUCUCUCUCUCUCCCUCUCGCACACGCACGCAUACACAUGAUGUCUCUCUUUGCUCCGAGAGACAGAACUGAGUGAGCAAGUGAGUGAGCGAGUGAACACGUGGAGAGGGACAGCCUGGGAGACGCGAUGGACGAGUCGGCUCUUCUGGACCUCCUGGAGUGCCCAGUAUGCUUGGAGCGGCUAGAUGCCACGGCCAAGGUGCUGCCGUGCCAGCAUACGUUUUGCCGCCGCUGCCUGCUGGGCAUUGUGGGCUCGCGCGGGGAGCUCCGCUGUCCAGAGUGCCGCACACUUGUGGAGAGCGGCGUGGAUGAGUUGCCUAGCAACAUUUUGCUGGUACGUCUGCUGGAUGGCAUCAAGCAGCGGCCCAGGCGGGCGGGGGCCGGACCGGUGGCAGCGGCAGCAGCUGUGACCAACGGCUCAGCGGGUGGGGGAGUGAGAAACCAGGGGGCCGGUGGAGGAGGACAGAGGGAUCAGACAAACCCAGGAGUGCAGCCCCAAAGAGUCCAGACCAAGAGCACUCCAGUCAGAGGGGUGCCUCAGCUCCCUUGUGCCAAGGCCUUAUACAACUAUGACGGCAAAGAACCAGGUGACCUCAAGUUCACUAAGGGUGACAUCAUUAUUCUGCGCCGGCAGGUGGAUGAAAACUGGUACCAUGGAGAAAUGGGCGGGGUCCACGGAUUCUUCCCAACCAGCUUUGUGCAGGUGAUCAAACCUCUGCCCCAGCCUCCCCCACAGUGCAAAGCUCUGUACGACUUUGAACUGAAAGACAAGGAGGCAGACAAGGACUGCCUGCCCUUCUCAAAGGAUGACAUUUUGACAGUGAUUCGGCGGGUUGACCAGAACUGGGCUGAAGGAAUGCUGGGAGAUAAGAUUGGCAUCUUUCCUAUAUCAUAUGUAGAGUUUAACACAGCAGCGCGGCUGCUUAUUGAGCUGGACAAGGUGCCAGACAGUGGCAGCGAUUCCGGUGAAGGAGCUUCUUCGUCUGCGUCGGGACCACAGGCUAAUGGUGUGCAGAAGACUGCAGGAGAGAAGAAGAACAGCAAAAAGCGCCACUCGUUUACGUCUCUGACCAUGUCCCAUAAGCCAUGCCUGGCUCCGCCGCCACAGAGGCACUCCAUGGAGAUUAGUGGCCCUGUGCUCAUCAGCUCCUCCAAUCCUACAGCAGCAGCUCGCAUCGGGGAGCUCAGUGGAGGAUUGUCCUCCAGUGCCCCGUCCCAAGUUCACAUUUGCACGUCAGGCCUCAUUGUCACUCCUCCUCCGAGCAGCCCUGUAACUACGGCAACCGUCUUCACUUUCCCCCCAGAGACCAGCUACGCCUCAAUCCCAGUGGAUGUGCUGCCUCCUCCUCCACCGCCUCCCCCACAGUCUUCUGCUGUCGGCGCUGCCUCUGGAUUGGCCGCUGGACAGAGGCCUUCCCCCACAGCGAGUGACCAGAGUGGGCGCCAGAGGCCGACAGUGUAUGUGGCAAUGUUCCCAUACACUCCCCGUAAGGAGGAUGAGCUAGAGCUAAGGAAAGGAGAGAUGUUCCUGGUACUGGAACGCUGUCAGGAUGGCUGGUUUAAGGGAACAUCCAUGCACACCGGCAAGAUCGGAGUGUUUCCUGGCAACUACAUGAGUCCUGUCAGCAGGACGGCAGCAAGCAGCAGUCAGCCUAAAGUACCCCUAACACUGUGCUCUCAAGCCGGGCGCAGCGUCACCAUCGUUAGCCCCUCCUCUGCCCAACUCGGACCUUCCCAGAGUGGCAUAGACCCCAGCAAGUCCAUUCCAAUUUGUACAGGUCCUGCUCCUUCUAGCCCUCUACCGGCAGCCAUAGUGACUGCGGCUCACAUGCCUCCUGGUCAGCAUCCUAAAGUGCUGAUGCAUGUGACUUCACAGAUGACUGUCAAUCAAGCUCGGAAUGCUGUAAGGACAGGAGUCUGUCACAACCAAGAUCGCCCUACUGCUGCUGUAACACCCAUCCAGUCCCAGAAUCCCUUGCCUUUCCUGCCUCACUUGGCAGUGUGUCCACAGCUUUCACCCAGCCCCGGAUCAGUCCCCACCUCCAACCCUGCCUCACGAAUGGGUGUGGCUAUGGGCUGUGCUGCCGCCUCCCUCACCCCACCCAACGUCAGUGCUGCUUCACUGGAGGUUGAUACCUUGAGACCCGCUGCCAUGGUAGCACUCCCAGUUGCCCCUGGUAAUGCCAAACCCAUGGGUGCCACAGCAGCAAAUCAGACGGCUGCCUGUAGACUGGACAAGGACUGCAAGAGGGAGAAGAAAGGUCUGCUGAAACUGCUUUCGAACAAAAAGAAGCUGCGGCCCUCUCCCCCAUCCUCCCCAACGCUGGAGGCCGAACAGGCAGCUACUGCAGACGUGACACAGGGUGCCAUGGGGCCUGAAUUGCCCAUUCCUGCCUCUGCAGUGGGGGCCAGUGGAAGCCAAGCUAGAACUGGGUCCUGUCCAGUAGAGUCUGAGACAUCUUUGUCAUGUUCAUCAUCAUCAUCGAACACUGAUGCAGCACACCGCAGGAGUGGAUCCCAGGACAACCCUGCCCCCAUUGCACCACCGCCACGGCAAGCAUGCUCCUCCCUCCUAUCCAUGCAGCAUGACGGCCGGCCAAUUGUGUGCGAGAGGUACCGUGUGGUAGUGUCAUACCCUCCGCAGAGCGAGGCUGAGCUGGAGCUGAAAGAGGGAGACAUAGUGUUUGUGCACAAGAAGCGUGAGGACGGCUGGUUCAAAGGAACUCUCCAGAGGAACGGUCGGACGGGCCUCUUUCCCGGCAGCUUUGUUGACAGCAUCUGACUUGUGUGAACAUGUUUUGUCGUGAAGCAAAAUAACACCAACAAACUGUUAUCAUGUUAGCAACUGCCACCUGCGCUGUAACCUGGAAAGCACCAGACAUACGAAGCGAUGGACUGAAGAGAUGGAGGACUCUGCAUCUGCAUCAAGCACAAUUCAGUGUUUGUGUUCCAACAUCCCGGACGCCAGGAGGCUUCAGUGGUCUCCUGGAGCUGAACACAGACUUGCAUCUCACACAGAGACUCACAAAACCAGCCCCCAGUUGGGUCAGUCAGCACAUAGUCAAGCACAUGUAUAAAACCUUUUUAUCCCGCGCACACCACAUGUGACGGAGCUGGCUUAAGCCUGUAGCCUUUAGCCUAUAGCACAGGAGUCAGAGCGUAGUAGAGCUAGUCAUGUGAUGAUUUGUUAAUUUAUGUAUUUGAAACGUUUCAAAAAGGUUUAAAUGUGUGCCUUGUACUGUCUCUCACUUUAUUGUAUAUAAGCAAACAAAGCUGAUCUAUGAAUCACAAAACAGUAUGAACCGAGCGAGGCUGGAAAAUAUGAACUUAACUUAUUUCUUUUUAUAUUUAGUUAUGGUACUGAUGGGUGGCUGUUGUGGGAGGAGCUAUGUGAACUGAAGCAAAAGUUAUUCGUGUGCCCCACUGCUUGCUCAUUGGUGGAGGCUGUUUGUCAUCAUUGUUCACCUCUUGCUUCAGCAGUAUGGAUGCGGUUGCCUAGUUACACUACUGUUGAUUGUCUUAGUUUUAGAGUUAGAGUUCUGAUCCCGAUUUACUACUGAUUUAAAUAUUGAUUGUUAAUUAGAAUCUUAACAGUAUAUCUAUGCCAAUAUUGUACUUAUCCUCCUGUUUUUUUUGUCAUUACAGAAAGAAUCUUCUCAGUAGAUUGAAUUUGAUCAUUAUUAAUCAUUGGCACGUAUGGCCUCACCCUGGACAAAGUAGUCACAUGUAUAAUUACUUCUUUUAGUACGUGGUUAAGCCUCUGGCGGCCUUAGUACUCAGUGAUAUCAGCAUCAGCAGUGUCAUGUGAAGAAUACAUCAGUCUCUGAUACAGUUCCUUUCCACUAUUCCACUGGUUCCCUGAACUGGGUGCACCUUCUGAGUUAACGUACAGUAAUAUGUGCAGUACUAUCUGCUGCUCACAUUGAGAGAAGUGAGAGAAUCAAAGUCUGUCUAGGUCUGCUGUACAAGUCUCACAAAGAAACCCCUACAGUCGUCAUCCCCGAGUGUUAUAGUGUUAGAGGAGUGGGCGAAAAUGAUCAGGAAAAAAAAUUCUACCAUUGGACACUAGGACAAGAAGACAUGUAACCAUGUGUUACAAAACAUAGCGAAUAUAUUUAAUAUUUUUAAUUCGGGGAAAAUGCAAAAUGUGGCUGUAUAUUUGGCUCAGUCUGUCUAGCAAAGUAAAGUUAACAUUAAGUUAGAAAGCAUAAAAAUUCUUGGCACUCCUGCAUGAUGACCGAUUGUAGUACAUGUGGCCGUAGGGGGCGGCAGCAGCAAGGGCACAUUUUAAUGAUUCUGCUGUAGAUUAUUUUUAUUCAAUGAUUAUAGGGAUAAUGUUUUUAGUCUUAUAUUUUUCUUAAGAAAACAAAUGUUCCGCAGCGCAUCAUAAUGGUAGUGUAAUAAAUGUAUCACUCAGAUUAUAGUAAUUGUAUUCCUUUAUCAUUCUAAAAGUAUGAUUGCUGCUGGCUCCCUUGUGUGUCUUUAUAUAUUUCACAGCCCUCUGACUGACUGAUCAUGAGAGAGCACUGAUACCUGUGCGUUUAUUCUCAGAAUGGCCUGUCUUUACAGUUUUAGUCUGUUGCACUGCUCUGCUGGGUAAUAGCAGUGCAACAGACUAAAACUGUAAAGACAGGCCAUUCUUAGAGUGAACACACAGGUAUCAGUGCUUUGAUCUGUUUUAUUAGAGAACUGUGUUAUGCAGAGUACUCCUGCAUUAAAUGUGGAUGUGAUUUCUGUCAGAGUCACUUGUCUCUUCGCUCUGACAAUUCUAGCCAGCCACUGCAGGUCACAAUCAUUACCAUUCACUGCAUUGACCACUGUAUGUGGUAAUGCCUUCUGUGAUGUAUUCCUAGGACACAUGUCAUGAGCACACUGGUCAGUGUUUAGUCUCACUCGCAAGAUAAUUAAGCAAAAAUACACUCAAGGUUCGUGCUAUAACGUGUGAUAUUUUCACUACUGUGCCAAUAUUACUUGUUAUAGCAUGAACAUCGAGUGUAGUGUUGCAAUUUUGAGAGAUUUUGAGUUAAAAAGGAGGAGAAAAUACUAUCUGUUUGGUUAUAAACACUCCAAGUAAAAAUAGUUCUAUUGCUGCUCUGUUUUUAGCUGCACUGUUUGGCUUGUAAGCGCUGCAUCGUUGCUAGGUUACCUGUAUGUGGCGGAGUAAUACAUGGAGAGCUUCGGUUACAGUGCAUUACCGGCUGAUAACGACAGUUUUAUAGAAUGCCUCUCAGCCAAUCACAUUGCAGGGUCGAAACUAACUGUGGUGUAAUACCUCGCAUCUUUUUCAGAUGUGAGCAUUCCCAGGCUGUCCCUUCACAAUAAAGUUGCAUACUACUGUUCCAUGACUUUUAGCAUGUCCUUGUUUUUAGUGUGUAAUGAAUUUGAUCAAGACUGACUAUCUAAAUAAAAGUUAGCUGAUAAGAUUAUCCUUUUUUAAAGAAAGCUUCAUGUCCAUAUUUAGUCUGUUCAGUGUUGUCGUUCUUGCCGAUGUGACCGAAAUUGAAAAGUCUUACAAGUCUUACGACCAAAACGAGUUUUCAGAAGAAUUUAUCUCUUCUUAUUCCUCUGAGACCGUGCAUGUCUGAUCUGUUGUGUUUAGCCAUUUGUCACGUAGAACUGCAGGAGAGUUCAUAGCUGUUCCCAGUUAACAUUUAUUUUAUAUUGCUGGAACAUUUAUGUAGGGCUGUAUUUGUAUUAUACAAGUGUAUGCUGAAAACUGUUUACAAGCAUUCAUGUGUUUGAGGCCGAGAGAGACACAGAGAGAACGAGAGAGAGAAAAAAAAUUGUGUUGUGGGGACCUUUGUGAGCUAGAUUACUGGCUAAUUAUCUGCCUAAUUUGAGAUUGGAGGGCUAGGAGAGGCUGUAAAUGUGGUAUCAAACACUUAUCACUCCUAGGGGAAGCUCAAGUGCCUAUGCUGUGCUUUGCGUUAUUAUUCAAAAUGACUGAGUUCACCCUCAGUCGUCCUGGCAUUCUUUUUGUGCACCUAACCUGUUUUUAUCUCUGUUUGAUGUCUGUGAAGUUGGUGUAAACUGUGCAUAGUACAGUGCUCUGAUAAUGAAACUGCUCUCUCGCCUUCAUCACUAACUCUCACAUGCCAAAUACAAACCUUUCAGACAUAACACCUCCAACACACACACAGCUUCUCCAUUCACACAACUCCAUUCUCUUACAUCUCACUAUCAAUCGUCACAUUGUUGUCUAAUAAUGCCUGUCUCAGUGCGUCCCACGACUGACCAAGUUGCUCUAAAGGAAAGCAAGCAUAUUCAUUGUACUGUCAUUGUAAUGUACUGUUGGAGAGAGUUAGUACUAAAGCAGUAGUUGGACACACUCUAUUUGCCAAGGUGACUUACUUGAUUUUAUUUUUCCAUAUUUUGCUUUAGUUUUUUUGUAUUGGUUGAAGUUAGAUGGUCCGCUGUAUGUCUGCUAAUGGAAUUUGGUAUCCAUAUAUUUAACACUAAAACAGUGAAAGAAAUAUCCAUUUUUGUAAUGCGCAAACCAGUAAUAAAAGAAAAUGGUUUCUAAA